Messenger RNA from Racocetra fulgida, 137 nucleotides. The record is from the annotation of a GenBank genome assembly. NCBI's taxonomy places the organism in Eukaryota, Fungi, Glomeromycota, Glomeromycetes, Diversisporales, Gigasporaceae.
AAAUAUUGAAAAUGAGAAGUGGACAACUUUAGAAAAGCCUUAUAUUUCUUCUUUACUUUCCAAAAUUAUUCGUCAAGAAGAUAAACUUAAAACCAAAAUUAGUAAAAUUGCUGAAAGCAAUCAAAUUACUGAAAUUA